Messenger RNA from Sphaerulina musiva SO2202, 249 nucleotides. RefSeq lists its product as uncharacterized. The coding region runs from base 1 to 249 and encodes 82 amino acids. The transcript has 2 exons. NCBI's taxonomy places the organism in Eukaryota, Fungi, Ascomycota, Dothideomycetes, Mycosphaerellales, Mycosphaerellaceae. The record is from RefSeq and is a predicted model, not a curated record.
AUGCGUUUUACCACUCUCACCCUCGCCACGCUCGCAACCCUCAUCUUACCAUCUCUCGCCGGUCCAGCAGCGUACGGGAUUUGCCAAGCUGGCUGCUCUGCCGUAGUCAUGGCCUGUUAUGCCGCUGGAGGUGCCACAUGGGGUGCCGCCUUGGGAGCUACAGCCCCGCCAACUAUCGUUGCUUGCAAUACCGCUUACGGAAUUUGCUAUGCAGCUUGCCAUGCCGCGAUCUUUGCGCCAACUCCAUGA